Rotaria socialis is the source of this 10060-nucleotide messenger RNA. Lineage: Eukaryota; Metazoa; Rotifera; Eurotatoria; Philodinida; Philodinidae. The record is from the annotation of a GenBank genome assembly.
AUGUUUUCAAAUUUUUUACUAACAAACAUUGAUGAUAAGGAUAGUGCUAAAGAACUGCAACGAAAUCAGCAAACAAUUGUAGACGAGCUACGCAAACAAUGUAAAAGCUUUAAUAAAGAACGAAUAAUUAGUCAGCUUAAUAAUGGCUAUCAAAUAGAUAGAGCAUUUCAUUUACAUGUACCAAACGAGAUAAAACAUAUUGCACGUAAACAUGGUCUACCAGAAGUAAAAUGGGAUCAAAUCUAUCAAAAUUUAGUAGCUGAAAAUAUUGAUGAUCAUACUAAAAUAUUACUUGCUCAAACAAUAAAAUAUUCUAUUAAAAAUAACACUGCUAGUGUGAAACCUAAAGAACUUCUGGAAGUCUUAAGGAAAAAUAAUGAUGCUCUGGUUAAGUCUGAGUUUGUUUGGGCAUUGAGCUAUCAACUUAGCAACUCUUUUGCUAAAGAUUCUAAAGAGAUAAUAAACGAAAAUUUUAUCGACGAAAUCAAUAGUAUUAUUGAAGGAUCAGAAAAUAAACUCAAUCGAAAUUCUGUAAUAUUUUUAAAUGAUCAACUUCAAAGAUAUUUCUACGGAAAUCAUUUAGACUAUCGAGAAAGUUCUCAUGUACGAAUAAAGACAUCAGUUAAUUAUUCGAAGAAAAUGCCUCAAAAAUUUGUGACGAAAAAUCAACAAACAACUAAAAUUAAAUAUAAAAGUACUCAAUCAGAAGAAUCAGCUGAUAAAUUAAAUUCAGUGAAUGUUUUUAAGAAUUUAAAUAAGAAAAUUAAAAUGAACUCUAACACAGAGAGUCUUCCAACUAUACCUGAUAAGGAUGGAAGUGAUACAUCAAUUUUUCGAGAUACCUAUGACGAAGUUGUGCAUCUUUAUAACAGAAUAAAAAGUGGAAAAACAUUGAAGAGAAAGGAUAAAGACGAAUAUUUACCAUCUAAGUUUAUAGGACCUGGGAAAAAAUGGUGUAGCGAAAAAAUCGCAGACACAGGAAUAAUGGUGGCCAACCCGGUAGUUACGGGUAUAUGGUUGGGUAUAAUGAGUAUAAAAAAAUCCGUUGAAUCACCUACUGUCAGCACUCUAAGAUCGUAUGGAAAGUGUAUAAAUAGAAUCAUGGAGCCACUAUUUGUAGAUAAAAUGAUUGCUGCUAUAUUUCUUGAAAUUUCAAAAAAAAAGAUAUUACACGAAAAUGCGAUAAAACUACUAAUGGAUUGUAUAGAUACUCUCGAUCAAGUAGAAGAAAAAGUUUUAGGUGGAGCUACUAAAAAAACAGAGGCUGCUAAAACUAUUGCAUUAUAUAAUCAGAGCAGAAACGAUACAAAAAUUAUCGAUUUUCUCAGAAGACCGCUAAAAAUGUAUGUAAACGAUCCAGAUAUUGCUGCAAAUGUCGCACGUAAAAUCGAUGUAGAACGCAUCAAAGAUUCUAAAGAAUUAGAGAACAUUCUCUCAUAUGAAGUUAAUCAAAUCAGACUCGCAGCAAUUUCAACUAUUUAUAAUUGUGCUAUCAGAAAUAGUGCAAUCUUAAACGAAGAACGAUUGAAAAAAAUUGAAACAUGUCUAACAGAUAAUGAUAUUGAAUUCAAUCAAUUUGUAAUCAGAAUAUUGGGAACUCUAGGAGAUAGUAAUAUUAUCAAUUAUAAAAGUCUUUUUGAAAAUUGUUUGGCAAACCUAGAAAGACAUGUCAAUAUUGAUGAUUCAAUAAACUACAUACAUCAACAGAGUAAGGACGUGAACAGGUGUAACGAGUUAUUUAAUGAAGACGUUAUCUUAACGAUAAGUGACUUAGUUAGGAAAACUACUUUGAACGAAGAGACGAAAAUAAUUUGCUGUGCUAUUAUUAACAAUUAUCUUGAAUAUAGUUAUAGUAAAGGUUUGAAUGAAGCUCAAUUAGAAAAUUAUGUUGAUCUCAUAAAUGAUCCGCAUUAUAGCAGUGAUUUAAAACUUGAAGCAUUAAGAUCCAUUGUCUUGACUGUCGAGAAAAAACAAAAAUUGUCCGAUUUUCUUAUCGAAGCUCUGAUCAAUAAUAUUAAUCAAAUCGAUGAUAAAUUUGACAAUUUUAUUAUUGUCACACUGGGAAUCGUCUCUGAAAAACAGAUAAUAACAAAGAUUGAUAAACUGUCAAUUAAAUUAUUAGAUGACUGGGUUAUAGUUGGAGAAGGAACUGAUAUUACUUUUGAGAAAAGUUCAAAAGAUACCUCUGAUUGUCAAUCGAUUUCAUCCAUAGUAGCUCAGAUCUUUGUCAAGUCUUUGCAAAACAAUGUAAAAAUCGCCGAGGAAAGUCUUGAAUAUCUCGCUAAGGCACUUAAUAGUAAUGAUAAACAAACACGCAUUUUAUCAGCAAAAUCUCUAUAUUUGACUUUAAAGACUCAUCGUAUUAAAAACAAUGUUUUACUUGAAUUAAGAGAACAUGUAGAAGAUAGAAUACCUGAUGUUUCUGUCUACUCAAUCGUUGUAUAUGCCAAUAGUUUAGCGAAAUUGUCAAAAUUACAACAGCCAAUUAUAAGGAGUCUUAUUGAAUUUUUACCAACAAUUUAUGUAUUCGAAGAUUUACAGCUAGGCGAAGAAAGUUUUGCUGAUGAAGUCAAUCAGAAUAUUUUAUAUGUUUUGUUGAAUGAUGAUAAAAUUGAAAAAUUUAAAGAUAAUGUAUUUCAAAUUUUUGACCAUAUUUUAUUGUUUGAAAAUCAUCAGCAAGCAGACGUAAUCGACAUACUUCGUCGUUAUUCAGCGGCUAGACAUCCUAUACCAGAGAGUACAAUUUUUGCAUUAGAGAAUGUAGUUGAUAUACCAGAAUUUUCUAAUAAAGUUUUAGAAGUAUUUGAAAACAUGAUUAAAAACAAACAAAUCGUCAGUGAUAAAAUUCUUCAUAUUUUUGUCGAUACACUUUAUCUAACUGACAAUGAACAACUAAGAGAGAAAUCUUUUCAAUUACUCGAUACAGCUAAUGAUAAUCAAGAUAUAUCGGAUGAAAUAUUUGAUAUAUUAGAAUUGGAAAGGGCUGCUCUUAAUAUUAAUUCACGUUAUUGGGAUAGUUAUUAUGCUAUUGCUUAUUUACUAACAAAAACAAAAGAAGGUAAAAAACUAACAAUUAAUGGAUUUAUAGAAAUAAAUAAACAAAUCGAUGGGUUGUUUUUACCUGUUGAAAAAAUCUUGAAAGUUUUACAUAAUGUUUCAAUUAAUGGACAAAUAAUACCUAAUGAGUUAGUUGAUAAACUUGUAAAAAAAUUUGAUCCCGCACAAAAACAGUAUUACUUGCUUCAAAUUUUUGAAAGUUUAGUUAAAAACAAUCAAAAUAUUCCAAGUGAACUCUCAUUGAAAUUGGAGAAAGCGUUGGAAUAUAAACAUAUGUAUGAUCAGGUACUUUUCAUUUUUGUUCUUCAAGGACAAAAAGGAGAAAACUUAUCAUCAAACAUCAUUUCAAAAAUUUUAGAUAAAUUUUCAGGUCUAGAUAAUUCAUUGAUCAUGCAGCAAUACUUAUCUGUUAUUUGUUCAGUAAUUAAAAAAGUAGACUGCUUUGAAUAUGAUUCUAAAAAUUCUUCUUCUUCAAAAACACAUUCUCAAGUGUUCGACAUUAGUUUCAUCGAUCGUGUUCAAUCAGCUUUAAUUCAUGCUCUUGAAACAGGCAAUCAAGACGUUAUUUGUAAAAGUAUCAGUGGAUUUAUCGAACUUGCUUCACUCGGUACAGUUAAAUUACAAGUUAAAAGCAUAGAGGUUCUGUUAAGUCUAGUAGCAAAGACCAUUUGUGAUAAAAGUAUGAAAGAGGAAAUUAACAAAAUAUUAGAUAGUUCUAAACUAGAACAGAAUCAAAAAUGUACACUUGAACUCUGUAAUCUUAAGUAUGACUCGAACGAUCAAUUCCUAGAUAUUUUAGCUACGUUUGAUAAACCUAAAUUACUAGAACAAAAUUUUGAUCAAAUAAAUUCUAUAAUUGAAAAUUGUCCAAAGUUGAAUAGCAAGGCAUUGAACAUUCUAAUGGAGUGUUCGAAUAAGAAAGAUAUUCCAGACAAAUUGUUAAAUAGUAUUGGUGUCUUAUUGGCUAGUACUAAUUCGAAAACGAUCAAUUCAUUAUGUUGUCGAUUAAUACAUGAAAUGACUGAAGCUGGAAGAAAACUGACGGAUGAUAUUAUAUCACUUAUUUUUGUUCAAGAUAAAAACGAAAGACCAUUAGAAAUCUUGAAAAGAAUUUCUAAAAAUCAAACUAUUUCACAGGAAUUGAAAGAUAAAAUAGCACUUUUCUCCAAAAUAGAUCCAACAAUGAGUAUUGAUAUCACGAUUCUUGAUGAAUUUUUAAAUAGUAUACGACAAGAAUUACAGAGAAAUCACACACUUUCUCAUCUAUCAAUUGAAAAACUACUUUUAAUUCCAAUUCCGACGAAUCAUAUAGAAGAAAAUAGCUUCAAUAUAGACGUCGAACAAAAAUUACUCGAUAUCUUUGCUGAAAUAUUAAUAGAAAAUCCUGAUUAUUCUUUAAAUCAAUCGAUUGUUGACAGGCUAGAAAUGGCUCUUUUAUCCAAAAAGAUCGAUAAAAAUAUUCUAGAUGCAUAUAAGGAAGUUAUCAAACGUACACAAUGUCAGACAAAUAACUUUUCUCGUGUAUUCGACGUUUUCAUAGAUAUUUUAGAUGAGAACGGCAGCUAUUUUAAGUAUCAUUUCGACAUACUUGUAUGUCUUGCUUUGGCAUCUGAAGCUAGAACAAUUUCAACAUUAGAACCUUUCGAAAUUAAUCUUUUCAGUGAUGAAGAUAUAAUUCGUAGCUGGUCAUUUCGAGGAUUAAGAGCAGCUUAUGAAAGAGAAUAUCAAUCUUUAGACUUUCAAGAAUGGUGUGAUAAUAUUAUUGAUAAACUGGAAGAAAAAACUAAAUCCGAAGUUCACUUUGAUUUAGACUUAUUCGAAACUAUAACUUCAGUGAAAUAUAUCGACUUUGAGAAAAUUCGUGAUAAGCCACAAGAGCAGUGGAAUAGAGAACUGUUAAUAUUCGAUUUAAUAGAGAGACUCGAAAUAAGUGAAGCAGAGCGUUUCCUUUUUUAUAAAACUUGGCUUGAAAUUGAAGAACUUGAAAAAUUUCAGAAUGGCAAAAGUAACAUAUUAUUGAAAUUAUUACAUCGUAUCCUAUUGAAUAAUACGAUGUCGUUUCAUAAAUUUUAUGGUGUAACAAAAAUUUUAAAUAGAAUUGACUUUGCAAGUGCACAUAAGAUCUUAUCGUAUAGUAAGAAUCCUUGCUUCGAUUUGCAGAAACGGUAUCUGGCAAAGUUGCUCGAUCAACUCUUAUCGGAAAAAGAAAAUAUCAAUAGUAAAUAUAUUGAUGAUCUAGCAGUGAAUAUGAUGUCUAAAUUUGACUUGAACAUUAGUCAUCAACUUUUAAAUGCUUUAGAAAAUAUCGACAGUUUAAGAGAAUUUGAAAAUGUUUUGAAUUUUGCUCAAGAAAACAAUAUCGAAAUAUCUGAUAUCUAUGUUAAAGAGACAACAAUUUCAGUUUUGAAAAGAUCUUUAGAAAUAAAAUUUUUAGGUAAGAAAAUAGUUAAAACUGAUCGUUUGAAAUUAGCUCUGAACAUUGAUAAUUUAUUAGAUAAAAAUUGGACUUUUGAACAAUUAAAUAAAAUUUUUAGUAAACUUAAAACCUCUGAUAACGUAGAGAAAAGAGUAAAAGAAGAGAAAUUUCUGCAUGUUUUAGAAAUAUUAUCGCAAUAUAAAAUUUCUCCUACGCCAGAAAAUCAAGAAAAAAUUUUAUUAGCUCUAGACAAACCACCUGAGAAAUGGUUGCAACAAGUCAAUAGACUUGCAAUUGAAAGUAAUUUUUCCGAAAUAGGUGAAAUAAGAAGUGCAGUAGGAUUAAUAGAAGAAUUAGGAAAUAUCAAUUCUAAUAAUGAAGAUUUGAAAAAUUUCAUGGGGAUAAAUUUACUGGAGGUCGUAGAAAGAAUCAAACGUUCUGAUUUAAUUUCUCAAGUAUUAGACAAUACUAUCAGAGAUCAGUCAAUUUAUAUCACUCAAUGGACAGAAAAACAAAUACGACGGUGGGCAGAUAUAGUAAAAGAGAAUGUCGAUUGCUGGACUAAGAUAAAUGAUUUCACUAUUGAAGCUCUAGCAGUUAUAAAACAAGCGAAUUUAUUGCAUACUGAAUUUAAUCUAACCGAUGCUCAAAUUUUAAGUUGUUUAAUUGCUUUAAAUGCAAAUGUUGAUAAAGGAAGAUUAUUACAAAUAGGAACUGGUGAAGGUAAAUCAACGAUUGUAAGUGUAUUAGCAGUAAUUCAUGCUUUAAAAGGCAAGAAAGUAGAUAUCAUUACGAGUUCACCAGUACUCGCAGAAAGAGAUGCGAAAGAAAAAGCAAAAUUCUAUAAUAUGUUCGACCUUCAAUGUAGUGAUAACAACGAUAAGUCAAUUUAUUUGGCAGGUCCUAAAAAAUGUUACUGGAAAGAUAUUGUGUAUGGUGAAGCAACACAAUUUCAAUUCGAUAUAUUGAGAACAGAGUAUGCACAACUAAAUACUCUAGAUGAUCGAAAAUGUGAAGUAGCUAUAGUUGACGAAGUAGAUAGUAUGUUAAUUGAUGACAGUUCGAAAAUUGCUAGACUCGCAACUAGUAUGGCUGGUAUGGACCAAUUACACAUAAUAUAUCAUGUUUUAUGGAAUCGAAUUGUUUAUCUGCAAGAUAAAAUUAUUGAGAUCAAUGAUAAAAUGUAUUUGUUAUAUGGAAAAGUCGGAUUUGAAGAAGGGAAGAUGAUUCUAGAAUAUGCAGAUGAAAAAGGAAAUAUUAUUAAAAUCUCUGAUCUGAGAACGUAUCUAGCAUCUACAUCCGAUAUAAGUCAUAUGGGACAAUCUAUUCCAGAAAACGAGGAACUUGAUGUAUUUAUAAAGAAAAUUUUAGAUAUUUAUGUCAGAGAGUUAAUUAAAACUAGUAUUAAAAUACCAAAAAAUUUUGUCGAUUUUGUUGAUACACAAAUACCUAAAUGGAUAGAUAAUGCUAUUGUUGCCUUAAAUUAUCAGGAAAAAGUACAUUAUGUUGUACAAGAAGAUUUGAUCAAACCAGUAGAUUAUUAUAGUACAGGAAUUGUGCAAAGUUCUACAAAUUGGAGCGAUGGUUUGCAUCAAUUUCUGCAGAUAAAACAUAAUCUUAAAAUGACAUCGGAGACUUUUACAACAAAUUUUCUAUCGAAUAGAGGAUAUUUCACGAGAUACGGUUCGAAUUUGUUCGGUCUCACUGGAACACUCGGCUCGGAAAAAACAAAACAAGUCUUAGUCGAUGCAUAUAAAGUUGAUCUUGUUAUAAUUCCUAAUUUACGUCGAAAACAAUAUAUUUCAUUGCCUGAUAUGGUAGCCAUGAAUGAAACUGAGUGGCUUGAAGAAGUUUGCUGUUCUGCAAUGAAUGAAUCGAGCAAAGAAAGAGGAAUUCUUAUUAUAUGUGAGACCAUCGAACGUAGCAUAUUAAUAGCAGAAAAACUCAAAGGAGAAUAUCGUUCGAGUGGAAUAAAACUCUAUACAAUGAACAAUAUGAAUCAAGAGAAAAACGUAGAAGCAGUAUAUCCUGGUGAGAUUAUUAUCGCUACUAACCUUGCAGGACGAGGUAUCGAUAUAAAAACUGAUCAAAUUGAGAAAAAUGGUGGUCUUCAUGUUAUUGUAACGUUUAUGCCGUCGAAUAAACGUGUUGAAGAACAAGCAUUCGGUAGAACUGCACGGCAAGGUAAACGAGGCACUGGUCAGAGAAUUUUAAAUGCUGCUAGUUUAACACAUAAUAAAGAUUUUGAUACGCAAAAAAUUACACAGUUAAGAGAUAGAAUUGAAGCAGAAAUGUUAAGCAAUUUUGAAGACUAUGAAUUUAAAGUAAUUACUUUAAAAGAUGAACUCUUCGCCAAAUUUUGUUCUUUAUUAAAUAAAAUACGACAAGACAUUAGAAAAAAAAUGAGGUUAUUUUCUACUAUAAAAAAUGAAGUUAAAAGUGUAUUUACAAAUGUUGCUCCUUCUGUAUAUGAAUCGAAUGUACUUCUUAGUAUUGAAGAACAAUGGGCAAUGUUUUUACGUAAAAUUGAUGAUCAAAAAUCUUCUAUCGACAUUGAAAAAGUUCAUAAAGAAUAUGCAGAAUUUCGUGAAAGAAUCAUUAAAGAUUAUUCUGAUAAUUGUGUUAUUAAAAAUCCAUACUAUCAUAUCGUUAUUGGUAAUGAUUUAGUUAUUAAUGAUUCAUCGUUAAUUAGUAAAUAUAAAGAAGCAAUGAAACAUUUCAAUCGAGCUAUAGAACUUGAUCCAGAUCAUAGUGCAGCUGCUUUUGCUGGAACAGGAUGGUUAUUAUUAAAAGGCAAGAAAAGACUCAUUUUCUCAGAUCAACUAGAUUUAGAUUAUAAAGAAUCAGCUGUCCGAGCAUUUAACAGAGCACUUGAAAUCUUGAGUGAAGAAAUGGCUGUACUAACAUCUAUACAAACACUUCUACAGCACAGAUGUCCCAAUAUGAAUACUGCUCUAUCUAAACAAUUAAUCCAGAAAAUCAAUAUUUUAGGUACUUAUUGUAAUAGUCUAGAAAAUGUUGUAGCUGUUGUUAGAAAGUCUCAAAGGUUAAUUCAAAUAAAAGAAAUAAUCGAUUACCCACGUAGAUCAGUAUAUACCAAUGAAACAGAAGUAGCAAGAAGGAUCAUAUCAUACGAUAGAAUAGAGAAAGAACGAGGCGAAUUGUGUGGUAUCCGUUUGAUAUCACAUGAUCAUGUAGAUAAUGAUAUUAUGGAUGCUAUUCAAAAUCGUAAAGAAAUUGCUCUCAUUAAAGACGACGAAAACCAAUUUACUGUUCUUUAUAAGAAAAAAAAAGAAAAAAGUAGCUUAGGUUCAUGGAAGAUAGAAAAUUACGAGCUAAGGUAUUAUCUUUUAUCUUUGAAUUAUAAUCGAACAAUCCUUGAUAGAAAGGAAUGUUCAAAAAUAUACGUUAUCAUUUAUGAAAACGUUACAAUAAAUAAUGGCUACAUUCGGAGUGAUUUUUCCGUAUUUCUCAAAGAUUUAACGAACGAUAGCAAAUAUGAAAUAACAUUUAAUGAUCUAACUGUCCGACAAGACAGUGGAACUGUCGAUCAAGCGGAAAAUAUUAUCUAUCAGGCAGUAUCCAAACACGUGCUAUAUGGAGCACCAAUCUUAAACAAUAGCGGUAGAUAUAUAAGUGUUAGUAUAACACAAAUUAAUGCAGAAAGAUUGAAAGCGUUUCUAAAUCCUAACAUUGAAAUUAAAGAAGCUACAAGAGAUGUAGCACUCCUACAAUUGAAAGAGAAAAUUUCUUUUUUCCAUCGGCAUUUAUUACCAGAAAAUUGGUCUCUUGAUUUAUGUCCUGUUAAUUUAGAAAUUUUUUUGGACAACAAUAAAAUAGAAAUGAAGUCAAAUCUGCAAGCAAGAGAUGCAAUAGAAAUUCUUAAAAAAAGACAACCAGACGAGAACAUACAAUGUAAUUUGAGUUUCAUAUCUGCGAAUGAAAUAUCAAAAGUUCUUCAAGAAAAAGUAUUAUCUCACUCAAUCCAAACUAUUGAAUUUAUUGGAUUGGAUGGAUAUAAUGUUAAAGAAAAAUUAAGGAAUAUACAGUCUAAUAGUAUUACACUCGAAAUAUCAGAUAGUAAAGACAAAUUAUUAGAGGUUCUUACUUGUUUAGAUCUACAAUAUGUCGAAUUGUAUUCCUAUGACAAAGAAAAGUCGAAUCACCGUAACAUAAGAGAAGUCGUUGAUAAGAUUACAGCAGAGAGGAUAAUUAAAGAAUAUGAAAAAGAUAACACAACUAUUAGAUUAAUUGAUAUACCCAUACAUGAGAUUGAAGAAAUAAUUGACAAAUGCCCGAAUGCAACAUAUAAUAUUAGUUUUAUUCGUAUAAGAAAUUUCGAUAGACUUUUGAAAGGAUUAAAUAAUGAACUAGUCAAUAUUCACUUUGAUGAAUUAGAAUUAGAACCAGCCAUAAAACUUAUUCGACAAAUUAGGAAAGAAAAUCUCGAUUUUAGUUUGGUAUUAAAAAAAUUAACAAAAGGUCAGGCAGAAAGACUUAUGAAAGAAGCUCCAGUAGAACAAGAAAAUAUAGAAAUUAACAAAGUAAAAUCUUUAAAUGAACUAUUCAUGAAUGAAUCAAGACCUC